Molecule: messenger RNA, 3476 nt
Organism: Cornus florida
Lineage: Eukaryota; Viridiplantae; Streptophyta; Magnoliopsida; Cornales; Cornaceae
Exons: 3
Coding region: 574-1815 (413 amino acids)
Source: RefSeq, a predicted model, not a curated record
UUAGAAAGAAAAAAAAAAACACACACACACACACACAGACUUGAUAAUCCUUAUUCUGUAGGGGGGAGAACUCACAUGGCAAACUGUAAUAACCCCACUAAUAUGCAGUCCCAGUGCCUUUUGACAUAAAUUUAGUCCUUGCAAAGUUUUGUUCCUAUUUCCUGAGGGAUUUAAAAGCAACUAGGAAACUUGAGAAGAAAAAAAAUGCAUAUUCUGUUUUUAUUUCACGCCCUGGUCAGGUGUUAUGAAGUUGUAGUGGGCGAUUAUGGACAUGAAAUAUUAUGAAAAACAGCAUGCCAUAAUGAGAAUGUCAUUGAUACAGUCCGAAUUAUGUCUUAUUAUGGUCAUUAUUUGAAAUAUUGCAACUAGAUUUUUGUUGCAAUACCAACAUAAUCAAUUUGUUUAUGUCUGAUCAUAAGUGUCAUAUAAUUAUCAUAGGUUAUGUUUGGGUGGGUAUUCUUAUAUAUAUAUACUAUCAGAACAUCAUAUAUUUGUUGAGUGUGUCUUAUACCCUUAUUUUAUUAAUCUACACUUAUUGAAUUUUGAGGGUGACAACAAGUCUUGAAAUGGUAGAUGGAGAGGCGAAAUAAUAUGGCAACAAAUGAAUGGUUUUUGUGGGAACAAAGAAGGCGUUUGGCUGCAACUCAAGUUAUUUGUUUGGUUGUGUAUUGGCUUUUACGGAAAAAGUUUCAAAGGAGAAACUAUGUUAAUCGACUCACUGGACAAUCAACUUUUGAAAGAGAAAUGGUACGAAAUGAACUUAUGAACCAACUUAGGACAAAUCAAAGAUGUCGUGAUAUAACUCAAAUGGGACCAGAGGCUUUCCAAAAUUUAUGUGAGAUUCUUAAAAGGGAUGCUGGUCUUAAGGCAACAAAAAAUGCAUCAGUUGAAGAACAAGUUGCAAAAUUUCUUCACAUAUUAUCACACAAUGUGAGGAAUCGCACGAUUCAGUUUUUUUUUCGUCGCUCCGGUGAAACUACAAGUCGCCAUUUCCUUAGUGUGUUAAGGUCAAUAAUCUCGUUAGAAGAAAAAUUUCUCCGACAGCCUAAUGGUUUACAAAUCCCUCCGGAGAUACUUAGCAAUAGUAGGUUCUAUCCAUACUUCAAGAAUUGUGUGGGUGCGAUUGAUGGAACACAUGUUCGUGUGAGAGUACCUACUGAAGACGCUCCAAGAUAUCGUGGUCGAAAGAAUUUUCCAACCACAAAUGUGUUAGCUGCUUGUUCAUUUGACUUGAGAUUCACAUAUGUCUUGCCUGGAUGGGAAGGGACUGCAUCAGACUCGAGAGUAAUUAAGAGUGCAUUUGAAAGAAAGGAUAAGUUGAGAAUCCCUAAAGGUAAAUAUUAUCUUGUUGAUGGUGGAUAUAUGCUACGAGGUGGACUUAUCACGCCUUAUAGAGGUGUUCGAUAUCACUUGAAAGAAUUUGCUUCACAUCGACCUGAAAAUCCUCGGGAAUUGUUUAACUUACGACAUGCGUCGUUACGUAAUGCGAUCGAGAGAGCAUUUGGUGUAUUAAAGAAACGAUUUCCAAUUAUAGGAAGCACAACUGAGCCCACUUACUCAAUCGAAACACAAACAGAGAUUAUCCUUGCAUGUUGCAUUCUGCAUAAUUAUUUAAUGGGCGUUGAUCCUGAUGAAAGACAUAUUGAUGAAGUAGAUCGGGAACUCUUAAACCAAGUUGAAGUUCAAGUUGAAGAUGAAGAUGAAGAUGAAGAUGUAGAUGAUGAUCGAACUCCAAGGGAUAUUGUUGAAGGAGAACAUAUAAGGGACAUCAUUGCAAUGAACAUGUGGAAUGACUAUGUAGCAAAUCAAAUGUGACUAAUGUUAUGUGUGUUAUAAGUCUAAAUCUUUUGCUUGUUUGAUAAAUGCUUAAAACCCUAGUUUUAUUUAUUUUCUCUUAUGACAAGUACUUGGUCUUUACUAAGACUUUAUUGGUAGCUCAAGUUUGAUUUGAUGAUAUAUUGUUAAAGAAGAAAAAGCAUAGUCUUUGAUUCUUAUAUUACUCAUGUUAAUUUGUUUGUCAUGAUGUUAUUAUUAUUAUUAUUAUUAUUUUUGUUGGUCACACUCUAUUUUGAAAUUUUACAUUAGAUUCUACUCAUUUGCUAAUUUCUUAUGUAGAUAAGAAAAUGAGUAACACAACAAACAAAAAUGAAGGGAACAAGAAAGAUAGGUUUGUUUGGACGCAACAAAUGGAAGAUGCAUUCAUUGAUGUGCUGUAUUACCAACAUAUUAAAGGGAAUAGGGUUGAUGGAACUUUUACUAGUAAAGCAUAUGAUGAAAUGGUUAAAGAAUUGUGUGCAAAACUUGAAAUGGAUUUUACCAAAGAUAGGAUUAAGAAUCGAUUGAAGACUAUAAAGACUCAUUUCAAUGAGUGGUAUGACCUGUUUAAGAAUGGAUUGAGCGGAUUUGCUUGGAGUCGUGAGACAAAGAUGUGGAGUGCGGAGCCAGAGGUUUGGAAUUCAAUGAUUGAGGUACUAUUUUUUUUUUUUAUUAAUUUAGAGUUAUUUUUACUAUUAAAGUAUGUUUAAGGCCUAAUUCAUAUGGAAACUCUUGAAAUGUUUUUUCUAUGUUGUUCUAGUGUCGUUGUUUUACCCAAAGAAUGUUUUACACUAUGAAAUGUUUAGCAUAUAUAUAUAUAUUUUUAUAUGCUUGUAAUAGGCAAAACCGCAAGCGGAGAAAUGGAGAACUACACCUAUUAACAACUAUGAUAAGUUGCUAGAGUUGUUUGCAAAAGAUAGAGCGACGGGUGAUGAGGCUGCAACUGCUAAGGAGAAACGUUUUCAAUGGGCUAGCUCAACCAAUGACGAGUUAAUGGGAAGUAUUGAUGGUAUUGAUCAGCUAGUAGCAGAAAAUGAGGUGACUUUGGAAAAUGUUGAGCAUGUGGCUGAUGAGAUUGAAAGGACAAUGUCCCCUAAGGCAACUUCUAUUGCAUCUUCAAGUGCAAAAGGAAAGAGGAAACGGUCUUCACGUGGUGUCUCUAAUGAUACCCAAGACAUAGCAAAUGCAAUUUCCUCUGUUGCAGAAUCUAUUAAAGAGAGAAAUGCUCUUUAUGAAAAAUAUAAUCGUAAGGUGCAUUCGGAGGAGGAAAUCUAUAAUGAGCUAGAAUCAAUUGGACUUGAGCCAUUUUUAAUUGAUGAUGCUUACUUUUAUCUCGCUAACCAUCCUGAUCAAACGAGGAUAUUCCUUGGUGUUCCAGUUGCAAAGCGUAAGAAUAUUUUGGAGAAAAUGAUGUAUGGUUCAACAUGAUGGUGAUUGAUGAUGGGUAGUCUUUCUUUUUGUUGGGUAUAGGUUCCUUUUUUGAGAAACACUUCUGGGAAUGCAAUGAAUUCCUUUUUUGUUGGUGAAACUUUGUGUUGCUAUAUUACGGAAAAAGUAUGUAUUGGAAACCUUUUACAAUGAUGUAAAUCUAGGAACUUGACUAUGAUGUAAUUAUUAUUAUCUACUCUUUUGGUUAUGGAAUUUUAUAAUGAUUAUAUUUC